AUGACUAUGAUCUCCGGGGCUAGACUACAGAAGUCGCGCUACGAUGCUCGAGAUGUCACGUCGGCGCCCGCCCGCCGACCUGAUCUGAUGUCUCUGGCCUGCAGGACGCAGUCUGACGGUGAGCACGUAGUGAGACCAAGAAAACGUGUCCCAUCUUCGUGGACGGGAGAGCACACCGAGGACCCUCCGAGAUCUUCCCCGGGCCUUUGUGGUGCUCACAUCUCAAUAUUCACAAUAGGGGCUUCGACCAGGUCUUCCCGAUCCGUUAACCUCUGCGUCACCGUCUCGGCUCUUCUGCCCCCCUUGUAA
This is a messenger RNA of Colletotrichum costaricense, 309 nucleotides long. RefSeq lists its product as uncharacterized. The coding region runs from base 1 to 309 and encodes 102 amino acids. NCBI's taxonomy places the organism in Eukaryota, Fungi, Ascomycota, Sordariomycetes, Glomerellales, Glomerellaceae. The transcript has a single exon. The record is from RefSeq and is a predicted model, not a curated record.